ACCGCAACAAACAACUCCUUCUUGUCGCAACUAACAUUAGAGGGAGCAGACAUAUCCAUGAAAGGUACUUUUACCACUCAUAAUACCUUAACAUCAACAAAUCGCCCAACCUUCAAUCAUCGAAGGGACAAAUCCCAAAAUAAGCGGCCUGCCCAACAGCUUGGAGUAUCUGCGAGGACAACCAGCCCUUCAGAGCUUCCAGCCCAGACAAUAUUUGCGACUACCGAUUCUACGAACAGCAUAUCACUUAGCGACUUCGGUGACUCGAGCUCCCUCUUCUCUUACAAUACCACCGCGUCCUUCGACUUAGGUGGUACAACCAGACCUACAAAUACACAAUCCCCGAUACCGUUUGUCUUUGGUGUUUCCGCGGACAAAGCUUCACGAGAAUCUCGUAUCAAAUCCAACAAGAUGGUAAACGAAAGAUCGCCCGCAAAGGCACCUCUACGGCCUGUUGCCCCCAACGAGCAGCCCCAGAGUCAAUCAGAUGGCUCGUCCAAACCUUUGCCACAGCCAGAUUUAUUUUCGUCCAGGCCGCCCCCUUCUAGUGUGCCGCAGUUUGGUCAACCAACUAUACCUCACUCGCCGCUCAACCGAGGCCCUUCGAAGCAGUCUUCUAUGUUCAUUCAGCCAACAACCCGACCAGAACUCCAUAGAGAUGCAGAUCGUCCAGCUCAUCCCAAUCUUCAAGCUAUGAAGGAUGCUACCCGCAAGAUCAUGCAGCCAUUGAUGCCCAGAGCACCCGCCGAGUACAACCAACCCGUCAGAGCUCCUGUCCCCCAAGCUACUUCAUAUACAACUACUGCAGCUGCACCUGCUCAAAUGUAUGGUUCGAUGGGAAGCACAUAUGGCGGAUUCAAUACUGUCAAUAGCGGGCCCACUUAUAAAGGUUACAACUACGUUGAUCUCACUAUGAACGGUUACCGGGAUCCAGUACCAGAUCCUUAUACCUUUGUGGACCCUAAGAAGGCAGAAGAGGACUUGAAGGCUCUAUUGGAAGGAGUCAUUGAAGACGAUGAAGAUGUUCCCAGGACCAGACUUCGCAAGAAGAAGAAGCAAAUCGAAGCUGAUGAUUUGGCCAAGAAGUUUAAGAAGUUCAACGUCGACGAUGAUGGAGAAGAAGAAGAAGAAGAGGGGAAGCUAGCUGUUGCCUCUGAAGAUGAGGAAGAGGAAGAAGAUGACGGAAGUGUUGAAGGUGUCAAAGUCAAGCUGCUGCCGCAUCAGAUUGAAGGAUUAGAGUGGAUGCGAGGUAGAGAGCUUGGAACUGGCAAGAAAGGAGCACGAGUCCCAAAAGGAGGAAUUCUUGCAGACGACAUGGGACUUGGCAAGACCCUGCAGUCCGUCUCCCUGAUCUUAACCAACCCCAAACCAACAGACGAAGCUCUUAUCGCUAAGCGAAAGCUUCCUUCUGGCGUGGAAAAGACAACUCUGGUUGUCGCUCCAUUGGCUCUCAUCCGACAGUGGGAGUUGGAGAUCAAGGACAAAGUCCUGAGCUCCCACUCUCUUCGAGUUUGUGUCCAUCAUGGGCCCUCACGCACAAAGCGCUUCCAGGACCUCAAGAAAUAUGACGUUGUGGUUACUACCUAUCAAAUCUUGGUCUCUGAAUGGGGUAAUUCUUCGACUGACGAUGAUGGCCUCAAAGUUGGUUGUUUCGGUCUUCACUGGUAUCGUGUCAUCCUUGACGAGGCUCAUACUAUCAAGAAUCGCAAUGCCAAAGCUUCAUUGGCAUGCUGUGCCUUACGAACUCAAUAUCGGUGGUGUCUGACAGGUACACCCAUGCAGAACAACCUCGAUGAACUACAAAGUCUUAUCAAAUUCUUGCGCAUCAGCCCUUACAACGAUCUCAAGGAAUGGAAAGACGCGAUUGAUCGUCCCAUGAAAAAUGGCAGAGGCGACAUCGCUAUCCAGCGCCUACGAGCCGUCUUGAAAAUCUUCAUGAAACGUAGGACCAAAGACAUUUUGAAAAAGGAAGGUGCCUUGAACCCUGGUGGCAAACCAUCCGCACCUGGUGAAGGAAACAUGACUGGAUUCAAGAUUACCGAGCGCAGGAUUGAAAAGGUUUUCGCAGAGUUUUCGCCCGAAGAAAGUGACUUCUACGCUCGUUUGGAGGCACGUACCGAUGCAAGCAUCGAGCAGAUGAUGAGUGGUAAAGUCAAUUAUGCAAGCGCGUUGGUCAUGUUGCUACGACUUCGACAGGCUUGUAAUCACCCGAAACUCGUUGGUGGGAAACUUGCAAAAGACAGUGAGGCUCUUGCAGUCGAAUCCACCGCAACGCAGAAGGCUUCUAAAGCUUCCAAUAACGAUAUCGAUGACAUGGCAGACAUGUUCGGGGCUAUGGGCAUGGCAUCCAAGAAAUGCGAGGUUUGUCAGCUUGAACUUGGUGAUGAAGUCAUUGCCCAAGGCGGUAUUCGUUGCUUGGACUGCGAGGCAGACCUUGACAGAGUCACAAAUCCGAAAAAGGUCCGUAAAGAGAAGAAGAAGCGGAAGCAUGAAAAGAAGCCGAAGAUGCAGAUUCAACGCAAGCUUAGAAACCGUGCCAUCAUCGAAGAUAGUGAUGAUGAGGGCGAAGAACAAGAAGGGUCUUGGGUUGUGCCUGAAGGUCAGAGAGGAGCAUUAACGUUGGGAAAAGCUGGCGGUAUUGAUGAUGAGAAUGCUGAGGGUGGUGGAGAAUGGCUCAACUCAGAUGAUGACGAUACGCUUCCUACCCUCGACAAUCUCCGACAACACAAAUCGAAGACCAGCGGGAAGAAAGUCAUUGCCCUAGAUUCCGACUCAGAGGAUGCAGAAUCAGCUUCCGAAGACGAUAGUAACACUGGAAGUGAAGACGAGGACUCAGCUGUGGAAGACGAAUUUGAGUCUUCAUCUGAAGAAUCAAAGCUAGCCACUAUGGUCUCAUCUACAAAGAUUAGGCACCUGAUGGAGAUCUUGGACAAAGAAGCUGCUCAACAUAAGUUUAUCGUCUUCUCCCAAUUUACAUCUAUGUUGGAUCUUGUCGAACCUUUCCUUCGUCAGAAAGGUUUUAAGUACACUAGAUACGAUGGAAAGAUGAAGAACGACCUUCGAGAAGCCAGCUUGAAUAAGCUUCGUAACGAUGCCAACUGCAGAGUACUACUUUGUAGUCUGAAAUGCGGAUCAUUGGGAUUGAAUCUGACCGCAGCUACUCGUGUAGUCAUUCUCGAACCAUUCUGGAAUCCUUUCGUCGAGGAACAGGCUAUUGACAGAGUUCAUCGUCUUACCCAGAAGAUCGAUGUCAUCGUUUACAAGAUCACUAUCAAAAACUCUGUUGAAGAGCGCAUUCUCGAUCUCCAAGAAAAGAAGCGUGAAUUAGCCAACCAGACUAUUGAAGGCGGCAAGGGUGGUGCUGGCAAGCUCGGUAUGAAGGAGAUCUUGCAACUCUUCCGUCGAGAUGCUGAGCACGCACCUCCAAAUCCUGGCAAUGAGAAGUAUGAUUUGGGCAAGAAGCCUAGGAUCUUGAAGGAGGUCUCUACCAGCAGUGGGGCAAGCAGCAGAGAGGGUAGUGAGAGGCGGAUCACUCCACCAAUGAUGAGACCCUCUAGCUCAAUUGCAAAGGAGAAUCCUGUCUAUGGCAGGCGUUGGUAAUUUCGCUGAGGGGCAAAGAUAUUAGAUGCAUGUAGAUUUACUGGUGCAAAAGGGGAUUUGCUUUCCUGGAUUAUGGAGUUCGGAUUGUAUGAUAGACCACGGCAGGAACGAAAUUAUGUCUGUUAUAUCAAGAUUAAUGCAAUGAAUUAGAG
Mollisia scopiformis is the source of this 3752-nucleotide messenger RNA. RefSeq lists its product as uncharacterized. The transcript is spliced from 4 exons. Lineage: Eukaryota; Fungi; Ascomycota; Leotiomycetes; Helotiales; Mollisiaceae. The coding region runs from base 412 to 3600 and encodes 1062 amino acids. Gene Ontology annotation, cellular component: cytoplasm. Gene Ontology annotation, molecular function: ATP-dependent chromatin remodeler activity; ATP binding. The record is from RefSeq and is a predicted model, not a curated record.